GUGGAGGCAGAAGGGCAACGCGCAUCACCAUCUGCACAGCUGUUGGCAUAUGGGUGUUAGCAUUUAUCUGCGCUAUACCUGCAUUAAUCGGAUCGCACAUCAAAGAGAUCAGAGAUGACGAUGACGUGCUGCGCUUUGAAGUGUGUUAUCCUUUUCCCGAAGAAUGGCUCGACUAUCAGUAUCCCAAAGUGAUGGUCAUGGCCAGAUUCCUGGUGCUCUAUAUUAUACCACUGACCAUCAUUUUUGGGUUCUACCUAAGCAUGGCCAUUUCCUUAAUUACCAGUACUAGAAACGUACCUGGCGAACUGCAAGGAAUGCACAGACAGAUCAGAGCCAGAAAAAAAGUAGCAGUCACUGUCCUAGUCUUCGUAGCAGUAUUUGCAAUAUGUUUUGCACCAUUCCACGCUUUCAUGCUAUUCUUCUACUUCAACGACCAGUCUCAAGAGCUCUACAGUCCCUUCUGGCACUAUUUCAGAAUUUUUGGAUUCUGUUUGUGCUACAUCAACUCCUGCGCCAAUCCAGUGGCUCUCUACUUCGUUAGCGGAGCUUUUCGAAAGCAUUUUAACAGUCUUCAAUUUGUUGAAAAUGGAGCUCUCAAUACCCACCUUUCUAUUGAAGAUGUCCUCCAAGAAGUUGUCGUUCCAUUUGCUCCUUUCAUUGGAAAUCAGUUUAUACUGAUGCAUGAUAAUGCCAGGCCCUACACGUGGCGCGGGGUAACGAGUUAG
This is a messenger RNA of Sitophilus oryzae (rice weevil), 725 nucleotides long. Its product is annotated as neuropeptide CCHamide-1 receptor-like. NCBI's taxonomy places the organism in Eukaryota, Metazoa, Arthropoda, Insecta, Coleoptera, Curculionidae. Gene Ontology annotation, cellular component: membrane. The record is from RefSeq and is a predicted model, not a curated record. The transcript is spliced from 3 exons. Gene Ontology annotation, molecular function: G protein-coupled receptor activity. Gene Ontology annotation, biological process: G protein-coupled receptor signaling pathway. The annotation marks the transcript as partial.